GGCGGCGUGGGGGGAGAAGACGUUGAUGCGGUGCUACCGGACCAAGCUGUCGGCGUGGACCGCUGUGUUCGUGCUGGUGCUGUGCUGGUUCUACGUGUACCCGGUGUACAAUGUCCCCCGUGAUAAGGACAUCGUGGACGAGGUGCUGAGGCAGGGGGACGUCUGGAAGAAGAACCAGACGGGCAUUGACUUGUACAGGAAGAUGUUGCGGGACUGCUGUGAUCCCCGGAGGCAGUUUGCACUGACUAAGGAGAUCGCGGCGGUGGGCAAGGUGCUGUGGUACGACGGCGAGUUUUACUACUGGCACACGGUCAACAAUGAGACGCACUCGCUGUUUGUGCAGACCAGCCCUCUGCAGCUGCCUCUGAAGAAGUGUGCGGUGGUGGGAAACGGCGGCAUCCUCAGGCACAGCCAAUGCGGACGUGACAUCGACCGUGCCGACUUCAUCAUGAGGUGUAACCUUCCACCACUUUCCAAGGAAUACGUGAAUGAUGUGGGCACCAAAACCCACUUUGUGACGGCCAACCCCAGCAUCAUUGAGAAGAGAUUCCAGAACCUCUUGUGGUCCAGAAAGGCGUUUGUCGACAGCAUGAAGGUCUACGAUUCCAGCUACAUGUACAUGCCGGCCUUCUCCACGAGGCCCGGCACGGUCCCCUCAUUGCGGGCCGCCUAUGCCCUGGCGGACUCCUCGUCCGACAUCACCAUGCUCUUCGCCAACCCGGCCUAUCUGUACAGCGUGGGCCAAUUCUGGAAGGCCCGCAACGUGCACGGCAGGCGUCUCACCACGGGGCUCUUCGUGGUCAGCCUGGCGCUGGGGCUGUGCGAGGAGGUGACCGUGUACGGCUUCUGGCCCUUCUCGGUGGACCUCGCCGAGCAGCCCAUCAGCCACCACUACUACGACGACAUGAAGCAUAACAGCUGGUUCCACGCCUUGCCCGAGGAGUUUGUGCAGCUGUGGAAGCUGCACAAGAGCGGAACGCUGCGCAUGAGGCUGGGACACUGCCCCCAACAGGAGCAGAGGAGCUAGGGCACAGCGUGGGAACCUCCUUACUUAAUGCCAACAUCAAAUAUUCAUACAUUUACGUAUCGUGUCUCCAUCCAAGCCUCUUGGGAUUCAUUCUAGUGAAGGCGGCGGGUUGAUACUGUUUCUUCUUGGCAUAUGAGCCAGCUGAACCAAAACCCCCAACGACACUCCCGUUAUACCUCCCCCCAAUCGUCAAACAGAAGGCAAGGAGGAGCCGAAGGAAUUGUACGAUCCCUAUAUGAGGACAAAGGGGUGCAUGCAAGGAUUUAUUUUUGCUAGUUUUGUUUAGCUCAGAUGCCAAAUGAGGUUUCUACGUCAACAUGGAUGGCCAAUCAAGUCAAUGGAAAAGAUGUCCGCGUUGCCUUUUUGGAAUGUCAUUCUCAUGAUGCAAUAGGAAACCCGUAAAGCACAAAUGCCACAUAGAUCUCAUAUUGCUUCUUGCAAAUGCUUUAGGGGGAAUUGCACUUUUCUUUUUUUACAUUUUGCUUAUUAAUCACAAUCCUUAUGUGAGACAAGAACACGUCUUUCUCUUUUCUGUGCGUUCUAAAUGGUGAAAAACCUCUAGCAAGAGGUGUGGAUUCACCUAUUUAGCCUAUAAAGCCCUCUAAAAAACUAGCAACGUUUUAUAUGCAUGCUGUAAGUAUUAUGUAAUGUUGUAACACUGGCACAUUGAUGACAACAUGUAACAUUUACAAUAUUUUGCCCCUUUUAAAAAUUACCGGAACUUCUUUCCUGGGUGCGUUCGCAGAGCGCAUAACAAUCGCGACUUCCGUCAACAACAUCAGGAGCACUUUUUGUGUUUGCCACCACUACCGUAUUUUUCGGAGUAUAAGUCACUCUGGAGUAUAAGUCGCACCGGCCGAAAAUGCAUAAUAAAGAAAGAAAAAAACAUAUAUAAGUCGCACUGGAGUAUAAGUCGCAUUUUUGGGGGAAAUUUAUUUGAUAAAACCCAACACCAAGAAUAGACAUUUGAAAGGCAAUUUAAAAUAAAUAAAGAAUAGUGAACAACAAGCUGAUUAAGUGUACGUUAUAUGACGCAUAAAUAACCAACUGAGAACGUGCCUGGUAUGUUAACGUAACAUAUUAUGGUAAGAGUCAUUCAAAUAACUAUAACAUAUAGAACAUGCUAUACGUUUACCAAACAAUCUGUCACUCCUAACUGCUAAAUCUGAUGAAAUCUUAUACGUCUAGUCUCUUACGUGAAUGAGCUAAAUAAUAUUAUUUGAUAUUAUACGGUAAUGUGUUAAUAAUUUCACUCAUAAGUCGCUCCUGAGUAUAAGUCGCACCCCCGGCCAAACUAUGAAAAAAAACUGCGACUUAUAGUCCGAAAAAUACGGUAAUCAUAGCAGACUUUGUGAGAGACGACGACCACUUUACUGAAUAUGCGGAGGAGGAGCUUAAAGUGUGUCCAAAGUGCGGCCCGCAGCUACGUUUUUGCAAGCUCAUGGCACAUUCUAUAAAUACUCUUACUAAGAAGAAAAACAAACCUAAGUGAAAUAAAAAAGCAAACGUAAUGUAACAAGAAAAAGUUUAAAUAUUGAUGCUAACACAAAGCUAACACUCACUCUUUGUUUUCUCUAAAAAUAAAUCCAUAUAUUGUUUGAAUAUUUAAAACCUUGGAUUACAUUUGAUUUUUCAUUUUGUGGCCCUCAGUGGAAAACGUUUAGACAACCCUGUUUUACAAGCUGGAUGUUAAGCAGUUCCAGCUAUAGUGAAGCACGAAGCCGUUGUCCUAUCAUUAGCAUUUAGCACGAGUGCUAUACGCUUAAUCGACAACAUACUCAGUUACUUACAAUAUCUGCUGUCAUCAUGUCAACUGAUGGGAUGGUUGUGUCUUUCAGCACAAUACUUCAGCAUCAGCAUAGUCCUCAGGUUAAAAACAUUUAGUAUUCUAAGCGUUGUUUUCGGGUCUAAGUUGAGAGACGCUAUCCACUAAUUUAGUCGGUCUGGAGUUUUAACUGGUAGCGUGUAGAAUCUUUAAAGUUGACCAACUUUUCGUCUCGUGGUCACAACCAUUUACUAUACCAGUGGUUCUCAACCUUUUUUCAGUGAUGUACCCCAUGUGAAUUUUUUUUUAAUUCAAGUACCCCCUAAUCAGAGCAAAGCAUUUUUGUUUGAAAAAAAGAGACAAAGAAGUAAAAUACAGCACUAUGUCAUCAGUUUCUGAUUUAUCAAAUUGUAUAACAGUGCAAAAUAUUGCUCAUUUGUAGUGGUCUUUCUUGAACUAUUUGGAAAAAAAGAUAGGUUUUUAUUUAUAUUUAUAGAGGAUUUUUGAAUUGUUGCUAUUUUUAGAAUAUUUUGAAAAAAUCUCACGUACCCCUUGGCAUACCUUCAAGUACCCCCAGGGGUACGCGUACCCCCAUUUGAGAACCACUGUACUAUACUAUAAGCUCGUAUUAACUUUUAAAAGCUCGGAGGUAAUUCAGCACCAGUAGUAGUUAGCUAGGAGCAGUAUGAGUGUAUGUGUUACUACACCAGAAAAGUAGUUCCUUGACAAUACAAUAAUCAUUUCGCUAUAGCUUGUUUAAUGCAGGUCACAGCAUGUAAAUUCAGCGUUGUUGCCAGGUUUAUAUGUUUCUUUUAGAUGGAAUAGAUUAAUCUCCAUUACAUGCGUUGUUAGCCACCUCUUGCCAACAUUUUUUUUACUAUUUAGAAUGCACAGAAAAGAGAAAGAUGUGAUGAUGGGAAAAAUUCCCCCAAAAAUGCAGUUCCCCUUUCAGGCUGAAAUAUAGCUAUGCGACGCGAGAGCAUAUUUCAGCCAUGCUGUGUGCGCACGUCAAUAUAUGCUAGGUCUUUAUUGCCAUUGCACAAGUACAACGAAAUGUUGUUUUCAGCACAAACCCGUUCAAGAUUAGACAAAUAAAUAGUGUACAGGAGUACAGAACAGGAAUAGAAAAGCAUGUAUACCGUAUUUUCCGCACUAUAAGGCGCACCUAAAAACCACAAAUUUUCUCAAAAGCUGACAGUGCGCCUUAUAACCCGGUGCGCUUUAUAUAUGGAUAAAUAUUAAGAUUCAUUUUCAUAAAGUUUCGGUCUCGCAACUUCGGUAAACAGCCGCCAUCUUUUUUCCCGGUAGAACAGGAAGCGUUUCUUCUUCUACGCAAGCAACCGUCAAGGUAAGCACCCGCCCCCAUAGAACAGGAAGCGCUUCUUCUUCUACUGUAAGCAACCACCCGCCCGUGUAGAAGAAGAAAAAGGGCGCGGAUAUUAUCAUUUCCUUUGUGUGUUUACAUCUGUAAAGACCACAAAAUGGCUCCUACAAAGCGACAGGGAUCCGGUUCAUGAAAAGACGCAAUCUCUCCAUCCGCACACGGAUUACUAUUUCACAGCAACUGAUAUUCCUGUGAACCGCACUGUGGAUACAACGGGAGCACGUACGGUGAAUAUUCGCAC
Molecule: messenger RNA, 4417 nt
Organism: Nerophis lumbriciformis (worm pipefish)
Lineage: Eukaryota; Metazoa; Chordata; Actinopteri; Syngnathiformes; Syngnathidae
Source: RefSeq, a predicted model, not a curated record